AUGUGGCCAUUCGGGUCCUCGCCAAGCGAGCCAGAGCCAACACCGGUGCGCAAAGCAACAGCCCACCUACGCAAGCUCGAAUCAGGUUUCAUCGAUGCGGAGACUCGAGCCGACCUUGAAGAUUUGCUCGCACAGGCCAUAGCCAAUCCUUACGUCGCCUCGGCCGUCGCAGUCACAUUGGUGGGCAGUGGUACAGUCUUCUAUCGACGCUACCUCCGUCGUAUCACGAAUGCUUCCUUUCUCACACCGUCACAUCUCGAGCGACCAGGUCGAAUAAAGGGCAUGUGCACUCGCGUGGGCGACGCAGACGGUAUCAGAGUCUACCAUACUCCCGGACCGGGCUGGGGAUGGCUCAGACAUGUGCCGACAGAGCGCAAUGAGCUCAAGGACGAGACGCUGGCCAUACGCAUAGCGGGCGUUGACGCACCAGAGAUGGCCCACUUUGGCAAGCCGAGUCAGCCCUAUGCAGACGUCGCACAUCGCUACCUGACCGAACGAUGUCUGGGCAAGACCGUCAAGCUCAAAUUGCUCAGCAAGGAUAGAUAUGGACGCGUCGUCGCCAUGGUCUAUGCGCGCCCUUCGCCUCUUUGGCCUGUCAUGACAAACGUCAGCUAUGACAUGCUCAAGAAAGGUCUGGCGAUCGUGUAUGCUUCUGCUGGGGCAGAGUAUGAUGGCAUGGAGAAGAAGUUCCUCAAGGCUGAAGCGAAAGCCAAGCGGUGGCGCGUCGGUAUGUGGAGCCAGAAGCAUUUCGAGAGUCCUCGAGAAUACAAAAAGCGCCAUGGCAUAACCGAUUGA
This is a messenger RNA of Mixia osmundae IAM 14324, 795 nucleotides long. RefSeq lists its product as uncharacterized. Bases 1 to 795 code for a protein of 264 amino acids. NCBI's taxonomy places the organism in Eukaryota, Fungi, Basidiomycota, Mixiomycetes, Mixiales, Mixiaceae. Gene Ontology annotation, molecular function: nuclease activity; nucleic acid binding. The record is from RefSeq and is a predicted model, not a curated record. Gene Ontology annotation, cellular component: mitochondrion; cytoplasm. The transcript has 5 exons.